This is a messenger RNA of Rhododendron vialii, 862 nucleotides long. RefSeq names its product non-classical arabinogalactan protein 31-like. The transcript is spliced from 2 exons. NCBI's taxonomy places the organism in Eukaryota, Viridiplantae, Streptophyta, Magnoliopsida, Ericales, Ericaceae. The record is from RefSeq and is a predicted model, not a curated record. Bases 21 to 713 code for a protein of 230 amino acids.
CUCCAUCGAUCGAUCGAAAUAUGGCUAUCAUUCCACUACUCAAAGGUCUUGUGUUUCUGUUGAGUUGCAUCACUGUGUUUGGUGAUCACGCUCCGAUCCACCGUCCAGUUGAAUCCCCAAAAUAUCCGAAGAGCCACCCUCACCACCACCACCACCACCACGAGGGGCACCCUCCGAGUCCACCCCCGGCUCACCCCCCGACUCAACACCACAAGGGUCACUCUCCGAGUCCACCACUGGCUCACCCCUCGAGUCGCCACAACGAGGGUCACCCUCCGAGUCCACCACCCGCUCACCCCCCGAGUCAUGCGCCUCAUCCGCGCCGCAGGAGUCCUGUGGCUGUUCAAGGAGUUGUUUAUUGCAAGCCAUGCAAGUACCGUGGGAUCGACACGCUUUGGGAAGCUACUCCACUUCUAGGUGCGGUUGUGAAGCUAGAAUGCAACAACACAAAGCAGCCGCGAGAAUGGUAUGGCAAAACGGACAAGAAUGGCUAUUUCUUGAUCACAGUGGAAAAGAAGCUGUCCUCAUUUGGUGCCCACAGUUGCAAGCUUUACUUGGUCUCCUCUCCCAGCCCAGCAUGCAAAAAACCAACUGAUCUUCUCCAUGGGGAAAAAGGUGCCCUCCUCAGGUGGCCACAGAAACCCUCCAAAUUCCCAUUUGAGCUCUUCACCGUUGGGCCAUUUGCCUUUGAACCCUACAACAAAUGCCUUUGAUGUUUUUUUGCUUUUGGUUAAUUUUAAGAGUACUGUGUUGCAUAUUUGCAUGUGGUGGGGUUUGAGUUAGUAUUUAUUUUGACUUGUUUUUAUUUGUUAUGAACUUAUGUUGGCCCCAUUCUGCAUAAAUUUUGGUAUUCGUAUUUUUU